Xyrichtys novacula (pearly razorfish) is the source of this 8027-nucleotide messenger RNA. The record is from the annotation of a GenBank genome assembly. NCBI's taxonomy places the organism in Eukaryota, Metazoa, Chordata, Actinopteri, Labriformes, Labridae.
AGUGCCGUUGAACGCACCUCUCGUAACCAAGGUGAUGACGCUAUUCUCCGUAACCAAGGCACUCUGAAGGCAAACACUAGCCACAUAGCAAGGCUAGCCAAUCUGUCAGAUAAUCUUUUAGCUAUGAAAUAAUCCCCGUUUGGCGUAUUGAGAUCGAUUCUAAAUGAAACCAGUCAAUUGAAACAUUCGACUUAAUACGCUUUAGCUACUUUAGCUUCAAGUCAGUUCGCUGCGUGGCCUAAAUAACAGGCAGAAUCAUCCAUUUUUCCUGUAGAUUAGCUCUGUCUCCAAAGCUAGCAAACUUAGUGACAUAAACGUUAGCUGCACAGCCACCAUGGUAAGUAGCUGCUUUCUUUUGCUGUUUAUGGCUAGUCAGACCUCAUUUCUGCCUUUAUAAGUUAGCAUGCUCAGCGUGUCUCUCUUUUUAAAAACAAUGUUAGCAAGCAUCUCCACAGAAAACACAUUGCAUGUGAAUAGGCCCUGUCACAAAUUAGCAGGGGAAAAUCCUCUUCAAGUUAGCGAUCAGCCCGGCUGUGGUCUCCAUUACUGCCUGUCUGUCUGUCUUCUCUACCUUUUAGCUUCAGUGACAGCCCGUUAACUGUAUCUGUUCUCGUUUUGUCCUCAUGUAGGCUGAGUUUGGAUUUAAUGAACACCAUCAAAAUGAAGUCAUCAAUUACAUGCGGUUUGCACGUUCAAAGAGGGUCCUGAGACUAAAGACCAUCGAUUCAUGCUUUGAAGAGCUGAAAGAUAGCAGGUAACAGUAACACUUUUACAUGUUAACCUCAAGUUAUUAUGUAUGACUCAUAUUCAACAGGUACAACACUAAGACCAAAAAGGUUGGGACGCUGUACAACAUGUUGGGGGGGGGGGGAAAUGCUCAGAUGAUUUUAACACUAUUUAAUUGAAAUGGUACACAAAAACAAAUCAAAUGAUGAUGUUAGAAAUUGAUACUUUAAAGGGAUAUUCAGGCAUAAAAUUAAUUUAGGGUCAAACACACCACAACACUGAGUUAGACACUACCGUGAGAGAUGAAUGUUGCAGACUGCUUGCUUCUCUAGUUAUACCAACUUUAGAAACGACCGCACGAUAGCAAUACACAGCGGUCUGAGGAGCCAUAAACAAACCUCAACCUAAACGCCACUCUAUAGCCACAAAUAACGCUCAGAACAGCACCUAACUUCAUCAACAGUACAUAUAGGGUCCCAGCCACAGUACUAGCCACCAAUCACCUUUUCAACUUUGCCGAAUUUCUUUAGCAAAGAGACUAAACACAACCCACCCACUCUCUUCCAGCAGCCGUUUGUUUGCAGCAAGACCUUAGACCAGUCAAUUACAGACUGCUGCGGGGUGACGCAGCUCAAGGAAGAACAUUUAUGAUAAUUUCUUCAUGGAAAUGCAAUCAGACUGAGACGCUAAGGCAGAAGAACUACCACAUCUGCAGUACAAAAUGAUUAAUGUGGUGAUUAUUACGUAAAGGAAAUGAUAAAGACAUUAUCAUAAAUGUUCUUCCUUGAGCUGCAUCACCCCACUGUUGUCCGUAAUGGACUGGCCUGAGGUCUCGCAACAGACAAACAGCUGCUGGAAGAGAGUGGGUGAGUUGUGUUUCGUCUCUUUGCUAAAGAAAUCAGGCAAAGUUAAAAAGAUGUUUGGUGGCUAGUGCUGUGGCUAGGACCCUAUAUGUACUGUUUCUGAGCAUUAUUUGUGGCUAUAGAGUGCCGUUUUGGUUGAGGUUUGUUCAUGGUUCCUCAGACCACUGUGUAUCGUUAUCCUGCAGUCGUUAGUAAAGUUGGUAUAGCUAGAGAAGCAAGCAGUCGGCAACAUUCAUCUCUCAAGGGGUUGUCUAACUCGGUGUGUUUGACCCUAAAUUAAUUUUACGUCAGAAUAUCCCUAUAAUAAAAAAUCAUAUAUUCCCAUUUCAAAUUUUAUGCCAGCAACACAUUUCAAAACAUCUGGAGGAACAUCUCUUAGGCUGGUUAUAAGAGGGGCAUAUAUUCACCAAAAGGCAAAAGGAAAGUUUCGAUUUCCACAUUGGAUAUGUUGUCUUUGCACUUUUUUUUAAAAUUAAAUGUAAGGUUUAAUUUGUUUGCAAAUAAUCAAUAUCUGUUUUAUCAACAUUUUAACCAGCUGUGAUGGAAUUGGGGUUGUAACGUGACAAUGUAUGUGUAAUAAUCUAUAUAUUUCUAUUUCUAAAGGCUGGUGGAGGGGACCUUCACAGUGGAGGAGGUUAGGGAGAUGCUGGAUGGGCUGCAGGCAGUGGUUCGAGGGGAGGUGGAGAUGGAACUCAUCAACACAGCCCACACCAAUGUGCUGCUGCUCAGGCAGCUCUUCUCCCAGGCUGAGAAGUUCUACCUUCGACUGCAGAGUGAUAUAUCAGAGCUGGAGAACAGGUGAGCAGUACAGGUGCAGCAGAAUCCGACUCCAUGUUAACUCACCUUGAAAAACCCUUGACUAGAAGGGAACCCAGUCAUGUUUGUCUGGGGUAGACUUCAUUCUUAUGGAUCAAAUAUACUUCCUUAAAAUAAGUGUUGAUUGUUCUUGUUUGCAAAAUUGGAUCGCUAAACACAAAAAAUAUAAAUAGGGACCCCAUUACAUCAACUCAAAGUGACAUUUUCAGACUAAAGUGAUUGAUGAGUUUAAUAACAGUCAAGGGUCAAACAGAGCCUCACCAGGGUGAGAAGUGGGCUGAAUCUCCAAGCAAAAAAACAAACCUGUUCUUAAGUUUGCAGGUCCUCAUGAGAGACCUCCUCCUACUCUGCACCACUUCCUUUUCAGAACCGUUUAGGUUCAGAUCUCUUGCGUGUUAAAAGCACAUGCCUGUCAAAAAGGUCAUUGGAAAACCACAUGUAUGCAUACACUAGCUGAACUUCCAUCCAUUCUGUCGUGUUGGUUUCCUCUCUGCUAUGUGUUAAAGUGGCCUCUUAUCACAACAUCUGUCAACAUCUCAGUUUACAUUUUAAGGUCAGUUCACCUAAGUUUCAAUCUCAUUUUCUGACUAACACUGCAAAAACUAAAAAUGAAACAAGUGUUUUUGAAAAUCUCAUUUCCGGCAUUAAAAUUUAUAAUUAGCCUAGUUUGCCUAGUAUGUAAUAUCAGCCAAAUUUAUAUGACAAAUUAAGAUUAAAAUCUAACUUCAAGAUUUUACAAGCAAAAAAAUAAGACCUGAAGUUUUUAGAUGGUCAUGAAACUGGUAACGCUUUCUUUGACGGUUCACUUAUUACCAGGUAAUUAACAGGUAAUUACCUAGUAACAACAUGAAAUUAUCUGGUAAUUACAUGAUAACUACUAAGUCAAUACUGUCUAGCUACCUGGUUGGUAACUUUCCAUCAUCAUACAAAUUUGAAGCCGAAUUGCUCUGGUAUUUCCAGGAUUUUCUCUGCUUUCUGGAACCACCACUUGCGCAGCGUGUUGUACGCAUUCAGCUGGUGAGUUGCUGUGAUAAUGCUCGGCUCGCUACGCAAUGUUAGCGUCAAAGUGUCAAUCAUAGAAAAUAAGAACCCCAAAUAGCUUUUGAAAAUGGAGCUGCACAGAAAAAAAGAAAAACUAGACAGUAUCAACUUAGUAGUUAUCAUGUAAUUACCAGAUAAUUUCAUGUUGUUACUAGGUAAUUACCUGUUUAUUACCUGGUAAUAAGUGUACCGUAAAAGAUAGGGUUACCAUGAAACUAACUGAUGUUAAAAGUGAUGACAAUUUAAAGCCUUUUAAAGCAAACCAGACCACUAAAAAGAAGACAGAGUAAAAUUAAAACCUGCAACUGCUGCACGGGGGUAGGUGUCAAGAACAAGACAAGAACUGUUAUCACAGGUUUCACUGUAGGAUGUGUCAAAAGUAGCACUAGAGAGUUCCUCACAAGAACUUUAAUUUAAAUGAGAAAUCCCUCUGUAACAAUAAAAGGCUGUAGAGUUUUACACUUACUCUCUCUGUCUUCAAAGAUGACCAGCAUUUAAUUCAUCCUUAUUAUUACCUUUCGGAGGAGUAGCUCAAAGAGUAUGCCAGCGUGAAAAAAAAUCCAUACAGUGAGGCAGAGUAGCCCUUGCUUGCUAGUGUUAUUUUUCAUGGAUGCUGAGAAUUUUGUUGUGCUUUCCCCAAGCCUGAACAUUAGUGAUAACAGCUAGUGAUCAAAAAUAAAGGACAGUGUCUGUAUUUGCGACAAACUCGCGCUUUUUCGACGAUUAGGGAUUUGUAAAGCUAAAAAUCAGGGUUUCAAAUCAUGAAGAAUCUGUUCUGAAAAGAGAGGAUUUAACUGUUAGUUAAAAAUGUUGGCUUUGAUGAGGUAUGCAUGUCAAACUUAACGCUGUGAACACACGUCAUCCUGUUCCUCUUUUCAGUACCAGAAAGGAGGAAGCAAGAGUUUUCCACUCUCCCUAUCUUACCAUGAUCUGAUCUCUGAUAUUAAACUAAAAGGUUAUAAAAUUUUGCUCUUCUGCAGUGGACUGUUAUGAACCAAUACAGUGAACCAAGUAUGAUUGUUGUAAAGUUCCCCAGUGCGUAUUUAGUUGAACUUCACGCACCUUCUGACCUUGUAACCCUUCACCUUGUUAACCCUCUCACCGUGUUUUGGAAAAGCUCUUGUGUUUUUAAAACGCACACGAUGGGUGGAUAAAUAAAGCUUUCAUUUUUUAGGGUUGUACGUGACUUCUCAGCAAGAAAAUACGCCCUGAGUGACAGUCUACGUGCGCUCAGCUGCCUUUACAAACCACAUUUAAGCUUUUUAGAGAGCUGUUGUUUUCACCACAAGCAGAUAUCUUUUAGGGCUUAACUGCCAUCAAGAACUCGAGUGUUUAUUUUCCUUCAAAUAGAUGUCAAAAAGACGUAACUGUCAAAUUGUAGUUCAUAGUUAGCUGAAAAAAACAAAAACACACGUGUUGUUGUAUCAGAAAGUGGUUGAGAUGAUCAGAUUUACGCUAUCUGAUAUUGCAUUUAUAUACACCGUGUAUAUUUUUAAGCAAAGGCCUCAUAAAUUCCAAGAAAUUUGUGAUAUCUAAUCAAAUUUCAAACAUUUACAAGUCUUUUCUCUGCCCUUUUCAACCCAUACAGGGAGCUGUUAGAACAAGUGGCAGAAUUUGAGAAGACUGACUUCAAAACGACUGAUAAGGUGAGUCAAACGUGAAGCUCGAUUACAUUAACAACCUCGAACAUCACCAUUUACGCACCCUCAUUAAUCAUGUGUUCAAAGGAUUUCUGCGCCCGCAUGCUAUUUAGUUACAAAAGAGCAAUUCUGUGCAUUAAAAGGCGUUUUAUAUAUCCGGCCGCCUGUCCUUCACACCUAGCUGUGCGGUACGGAAGUCACACAUCUCUGAGGUUGAAAGGCGUAUUUUUGACACACACUAAAAGCAAAAACAGAUUUGACUUUGUGAUGCUAUGCUUUAAAGGUUUGGCAUCUCACACCUUUCUGUGCAAGUCAAGACUGUUUUUCCCGCUGAUUCAGACUGAAGCAGAUUUUUCUCAAUCUGAACACGUCCUUUACAGUGAAGUGUCAGUGAGGUAUCGCUAACCUUCCAAAAACAAGAAAAUCACACACCCUUCUGUCCCUGUUUCACUUGUAACGUGUUGAUUUUUUUCCCACGCAAGAAAAAUCAAGAAACAGGCAAACCCAAGCUCGCACCGCUAAACGAAGGCGGCGUGUCCGAACUUCUAAACAAGGUAAAAAACCACAAUGAAACCAUGGAUUGAAAUCUUUGCAAAAGUUGCGCUUUUAUUAGUUCUCCUUCACACUUUUCUUCUACAUUUCUCCAGGAGAUAGUGAGACUACAGGAGGAAAAUGACAAACUGAAAAGCAGGCUGCGAACUCUAGAAUCACAGGUAUCACACGUAGUCAGACAUCUUCAAACAGAAAGACACCUAGCUGGUUGUUAACUGUGAACAAAUGUAUCCUAAUUUAAUUUUCAUAGGCAAUGAGUGCACUAGAUGAGAAAACCAGGGCUGAGAGGGCCCUAAAAGACAUCCAGAAGGUGCAAGGAGAUCAGCAGGUAUGGUUUUUCUUGCAGCCAGCAGCACCGUCUCUUCUCUUGUGAUUUCAAGUUUUCCUUUUAUUUAGUUCUUAGUCACCUGUGUUUUUAUUUCAUUGCUUCUGAAUAUUUGCUGUCGUUUGGUUUUGUUUGCCAACUUGGACCUCUUAUGGUAUGUAUCUAGCUGAUCACAUAUGUCGUUAUUUUCUCUGUGUGUCAUCAUGUCUAGGAAUAGGGUAUAGAUACAGUAGGGUAAAGAUUUAGUAGUCAUGAUCUGAACUUGUUGUUUUUUUGUCCCCUUUAAGCUGGCUUCUCAAUCCCAGGAGAUCAGCAGUCUGGAAGACACAGUGGCCGCUCUGAGGGAGGACUAUGAGAGGUCUCUUAGUGCCAAUGCUGUGUCCCAGAAGGAUCUGCAGGAAAACCUGAUCUCUGCCAAACAUGAACUCCUGCGAGUGCAGGAGCAGCUGGCCCUGGCAGAGAAGGUACGUCACUGUAUUUUUUUUUUCUUUUUUCAACAGCAACUGACAGCAACAAGCACCUGCAGUCAACACCCAGCCUACCAAAGUGGCAUGUCUUACACUUAAUACAAUAGAUGUUGUUGUAUUUAGUACCUAUGCAGCUUUUUCAUGUGUUCACGUGCGUGUGCAGGAGUUGGAAAAGAAGUUUCAGCAAACCGCGGCCUACCGAAACAUGAAAGAGAUCCUCACCAAGAAAAACGAGCAGAUCAAAGACAUAAGAAAACGAUUGCAGAGGUGAGUUUCAACCAAUGAGAACAAAGUGAUUCAAUCAGUUUCAAAACCAUCGAGUUUUUGCAGUUUUGGGGAGUCGUGGCUGCCUAAAUAGUAAACCGGAUUACAGAUUAUAGACAGAAAUAAGCCUCAUCUCUGGUCAGUUUAAACAUGCAAAAUGGGAGCUCCUCAAGGUUUUACUAGACUGGCUCCAAAACCCAAGAAAACUGCCCUGAGUCCAUGUUCAAAAUUGAUCUGUAUGUCUAUAUUAGUUUGUAAAAAUGGCUCUAUAUUCAGGUUUGUUCUGCUUUUACUCCUGUCUUUCAGAUAUGAACCCAAUGAAUGAACUUAACCCCAUGCAUCUGGUGAAAAAGGGGCCCAGAGGAUAAGACAAGGGUAAAAAUUUACGACUGUGGUUUUGGAUGAGAAACCAUCGGCUCCACUGCUGUAAGACAAGAGACCGAAAAAAAGCACUACCACGAGGGACUGUACAUUCAUGUUUUAUCUGACUUCUUUAGUAGUUUCUUGGCUUUAGUUCAAAGCAGGAAUGGGAAGGUUGGGGAGUACACAUAAACUGAACACACAAAUCGAAGCGGUGACAUAUAAUAGCUGUGCUUUUUUUCUACGUCUCAGUUUGGAGCUCACUUACAGUAGCUAGACUUCCCUCAGUGCUCUAUGCAAUUACUAUCAUGUCCCUGUUUGAAGAGGCCUUGUCCAUGUGCUGAAUUAGACAGAUACUCUCUGUCUGCCUGAACCUUUGCAGUCUUACCUUUCGGACGGUUAGAGGUGAUAUUUAGCUUUUGAGCACCAGUUGAUUGUUUAUUUACGAACUUAAUGAUUAGUCUUAAUUUUAGAAGCUCCCUUUGAAAUCUAAAGCACCAUUUAGUAAAAUCGAAUCAGACAUCGAAGCCAUUUUGUUUUAAAACAGUCAAACUUUACAGUGAUAUUUACCGACUUCUGAAGUCACACCUGCUUUUGCUCGUUACCUUCACACUUAAAAGGAUUUCAAACAGAAACUUUUCAAAUGAUCUGGCAUUCUGUGAAAGUCUGAUCGUCGAUAAAUACACCCGAUAUCUUUCUAUGAUUUUCUUGUCCAACUCGGAAAGUGAUCCAGAUAAAUUUACCUACUUAACAAAACAAAGGGCAUAGAAUAUUUUUGUCUAAAAUCUUGAACUGUGUACUUUUCAUAUCGUGUGGGUGAUGGCGUGUAAGAGAAAAAAAAAUACAUACAUGAUGUUCAUGAGUUAAUGCUCUUGUAGAGUAUGAUACAUCUAUCCUAUGUAACACUACACUAGAUGUGCGUUUGUGUGUAUUGUGCAAAGUAUGGGGUAAUAAAAGCUGUUACCAAAUAUCA